Messenger RNA from Zerene cesonia (dogface butterfly), 2597 nucleotides. It is a transcript of the gene SCCRO4, whose product is annotated as DCN1-like protein 4. Lineage: Eukaryota; Metazoa; Arthropoda; Insecta; Lepidoptera; Pieridae. The transcript is spliced from 9 exons. Gene Ontology annotation, molecular function: ubiquitin-like protein binding; cullin family protein binding; ubiquitin conjugating enzyme binding. The record is from RefSeq and is a predicted model, not a curated record. Gene Ontology annotation, biological process: protein neddylation; positive regulation of ubiquitin-protein transferase activity. Gene Ontology annotation, cellular component: ubiquitin ligase complex. Bases 197 to 937 code for a protein of 246 amino acids.
AAUAAUAUUUAGAACAAAUCAAGUUGUAAUUUUUUUCUUGUGUUGUUAUACUUUAUAAUAUUUUAAGGUUAUUAUCGACCUGUCAAGAGGACAUUUUUUCGUCAAGCUGUCUUCGCAAAUUCGCAAAAUAGGAGACGAAAAUCCGUUCAAGUUCUCAAAUUUCUUGACAAAUCUGCCACCGAUUGGUGGUAGAGCAAUGCCGCGUUGUAGUAAACGCACCCGUGGUGCGGCGGCUGACCUUCUGCCUGGCACCACAGCCCUUGAAGAUCACCACCAUCACAAAAGAUCAAGAAACACAAGUUCGAGAAGACAUUCCAAAUCUGAAGAUACAAGUUUUAGUGCAAAAAAAUGUUUAACAUGGUUCAAAGAAUACACAACAGUUUCAGAGCCAGAUGUUUUAGGUCCAGAAGGUAUGGAAAAAUUUUGUGAUGACUUAGGAGUAGAUCCAGAAAAUGUAGUAAUGCUGGUCAUUGCUUAUAAAAUGGGGGCUAAACAAAUGGGAUAUUUUACACAAGAAGAAUGGUUAAAAGGUUUAACAGAGCUCCAAUGUGACAGUGUACACAAAUUGCAAUCUAAAUUAGAAUACCUACGCAGUUUACUCAAUGAUCCAUAUAUAUUUAAGGCUAUUUAUAGAUAUUCAUAUGAUUUUGCAAGGGAUAAAGAUCAGCGCUCACUAGACACGGGAACGGCGAGAGCAUUGUUAGGCGUACUCCUACCACGCUGGCCGCUCAGAAUACCAUUGUCGAAUUUCUUAGGAAACGAGCGACGUUACCGAGUCGUGAACAGAGACCAAUGGUGUAAUAUAUUGGAGUUCAGCCGUACUGUUGACACGCAGCUUACGGCAUAUGAUGCGGAUGGAGCUUGGCCAGUGAUGUUAGAUGAAUUUGUGGAAUGGCUAAGAGCAGAACGCGGAGAUUCAGCCAUGCAUGCCAGCUGAGACUACACAGAGACAGGAAGAGGUAGGGCUCACUCUCGGAUGACUCAGUGUGGGCCUACCCUAUAAUCAUUUUAAGUGUCAUGUAUAUUGAUUAGUUAUAUCUAUGUAUAUUAUGAUUUAUACAUCCAUCCAUACACUGUCACAAUGGAAGAAUUGGAACUGUGAUUAUUUGUCAGUCAUUUUGUAUAUUUAUUCAUUUGCUUAUAUUAUAAUUAAUGUAUAUAAAUAUAAUCAACAGAUUUUAAUUUCCACAACAGGUGUAUUAAAUAUUAAACUAAAGGAUACGAUUAAGACUGCUUUAUUUUAUUCUGAAUUAAUUUACUAAAUAUUUAUCGUUUUCAAAUUAACACUAAUUUCUUUCUAGAAUCACAGUCCUAAUUCUCUUAGUAUGUAACUAUUAUAUGUAUGUUUUUUUCUUCGUGCACGCAUUUCUUAAUACUCUCGCAACUCAUUGACACGUUUUGUAUUAGCUAAUUUAUUAUUAUCGCCCACCGAUCCAACGUUAUUUUUGAAAUAGUACAAGAUUUUGUUAAUAUUCAGCAAAGUAUAGUAAAUAAUUUUAUUGUAUUAAUAACAUUGGAACAUUUUGUAUUGUUUUUAUCAAAUUAUGAAAAUGAGUAGGACAACAUUAAUAUUAAUCUCUCAUUUUGGUCCAAUUGAAAUAUAGUAAAUUGCAUAUAAAUUAGUUACGUAAUUGCAAGCUUGCAAACUUGUUUGUUACAAGUAAUCAUCAUUUAUUUAAAAUUAUUAUUAUUUACGUGUUUAAGUUUGAAAUUUAGGUCAUUGAUAUAUAAUAAUGCUUUUGGGCCAUUUUAAUUUGUUUAAUUUUGUACAGUACAAUUCAUUUUCAUUACACUUCCUGUUUGUUUUGAUAUUGUAAACAAUCACAAUAUUUAUUUAAUCAAAUGCAUGUACGAUUAAUGGCCAAGAACUACUGCCGUGUGUCAUCAAGUCAAAUAUAAUUAUUUUUAUCUAAAUGAUUACAGAAUGUUUAAAAUAUUUCACUGAGUUGCACGUAUUAAUGUAUUAUCAGAAGUUAAAUAAUUAAAAUUGUUCUUCUAUGUAAUAAUAUACUUGUACAACCCCUUCGUUGUUAUUUAGAGUGUCAUAUUGCAAAAAAGUGGAAUGUAUUUAAAAAUUAAACAUUCUGAAAUUGUUCUCAUACGAUAAAUAUUUUAUAUUUGUAUAAAUAAAUAAUGGCAAGUAGAAGUGUUGAAGAAUUUGAAUGUUAUGAUGAAAUCGACUGAAAAUGCUUUCGAAUUUGCUUUAAUUUCAGAGACUUAUUUGCAUUUUUUGUAUUUAAAUAGUCAAGAUACCUGUUUAUACUGUUUAUUUAAAAUAUAUUGGCAUUUGCUGAUCAGUAUCUGAGCAAACCAUAACUCCUAUAUUAUUUUAAGUUUACUAUGUGAUUGAAUAUAAAUGGGUAUCGUGACUGAAGGCGAAUGCUCUGAAACAAGUUCCAAUGGACUAGAUGUCUAGUCUAAUCCUAGGUUUAGGUGUAGAUAUGGUUUUGUAUAAGCAUGUAGGUAGUAUAUUCAAAUUCUCUUUGGAAAAUACAAAGUAACAGCCUCUAUCGUAACGGUGUAACAAAAUUUAAUCUAAAAUGUUUUAGGCCCCCAUACCGAAUGUCAUUCAAGAGAAAUAAAUCAUUUGAAAAUUG